Raphanus sativus (radish) is the source of this 1303-nucleotide messenger RNA. RefSeq names its product WD repeat-containing protein DWA2. Gene Ontology annotation, molecular function: protein binding. Gene Ontology annotation, biological process: protein ubiquitination. NCBI's taxonomy places the organism in Eukaryota, Viridiplantae, Streptophyta, Magnoliopsida, Brassicales, Brassicaceae. The record is from RefSeq and is a predicted model, not a curated record. The transcript is spliced from 12 exons. Bases 107 to 1162 code for a protein of 351 amino acids.
AUUGGGCCUUAAGGUAUGAAAUUAUGGCUCAUUAGAAUCAUCAUCAGAACGAAACCAGCGAUCAAAAUUGAUCGGCAUCUACUGAAUCAGUGCUCAGGCGACAACAAUGCAAGGAGGAUCGUCGGGAAUUGGAUACGGCUUGAAGUAUCAGGCGAGAUGUAUAUCGGAUGUGAAAGCAGAUACGGAUUACACCAGCUUCCUCACUGGAACCCUAAGUUUGAAAGAAGAAAACGAGGUUCAUCUGCUACGUCUGACAUCUGGUGGAUCAGAGCUGAUAUGCGAGGGCUUGUUCUCUCAUCCUAAUGAGAUUUGGGACCUUUCUUCUUGCCCUUUCGAUCAACGCAUUUUCUCCACUGUCUUUUCCACCGGUGAAUCAUUUGGAGCAGCGAUUUGGCAGAUUCCUGAGUUGUAUGGUCAACUGAAUUCUCCACAGCUUGAGCGUGUUGCUUCUCUUGAUGCACAUGUUGGUAAGAUUAAUUGUGUUCUUUGGUGGCCUUCUGGAAGAUGUGACAAGUUAAUCAGCAUGGAUGAACAAAACAUUUUCUUGUGGAGCUUGGACUCUUCCAACAAGUCUGCUGAGGUAAUAUCUAAGGAUUCGGCCGGGAUGUUGCAUUCUUUAUCUGGUGGUGCGUGGGAUCCACAUGAUGUAAAUGCUGUUGCUGCAACUGGUGAAUCAUCUGUCCAGUUCUGGGACCUGCGUACCAUGAAGAAGGUUAAUUCAAUUGAACGUGCUCAUGUACGAGGUGUUGAUUACAAUCCCAAGAGAGAGCAUAUACUUAUAACAGCAGAGGAUGAAUCUGGUAUACACGUCUGGGAUCUCCGGAAGGCCAAGACUCCCGUCCAAGAGCUUCCUGGUCAUACACAUUGGACAUGGGCUGUCAAGUGUAACCCCGAGUAUGAUGGGCUGAUUCUGAGUGCAGGAACAGACUCAGCUGUUAACUUGUGGUAUGCUUCAGCAUCAUCCACUAAUGACAAAGCUCCAGAAAGCCCUGUGGAAUCAACACGUCAGCGUGUAAACCUGUUGCUAAACUCAUACACUGAUUAUGAAGACAGCGUCUAUGGCCUUGCUUGGAGCUCACGUGAGCCUUGGGUUUUUGCAUCAUUAUCAUAUGACGGAAGGGUCGUCAUCGAAUCAGUGAAGCCUUUCCUUCCAAGACUGUAAUAAAAAUCUGACCCACACACGACCCAUCGAAAUCUUUGUCGGAAGAAAAGUUGGCACUUGCAACAAUGUACUUUUGACACAAUUUGUUUUGAAUCUUUAUGUAUCUAUCUAUCAUUCACACAGAUUCCUUUCAGUACCCAA